UUUACACUAUAUUGGUUAUUUAAACACAUUUUUUAAGGUAAAGUACUGAAAAUAAUAUAAUCACCCAUCCAUUGGGGAGUCAGUAGAAAAACACCUUGUCACUUCACGUGUUUCACUUCAAUUAGAUUUUACACUGGAUGACACAAAUUAAUUGCGUUGAGGAUAAAUCUUCGCCCUUAUUCAAUUCUCUCACUUUUAAAUGGGCCAUAUCAUAGUUACCUCGUGCCUCUGUGUCAGGACGAGUUUUUCUUACGAAACCAUGAUAUGAAAAUCCUAAAUUUAAAAUGUGUUCGCCUACAGGUUCAUUUUCAUGUAAAUCAAACUCAUUUCCAUAUGAAAAGUUUUGCACGAAGACUCGUUUUCAAACAGAGGCAGAAAUGGCCCAUUGUCUGACCUGAGUACUUAUUGGGUCGAUACAUGUUGGGCCUUAUUUGAUUUCAGUUCCAGUUCCUCAGUUGAUGCUCGGCUCAGGCGAGACGGAGUCGAGUUGUUCAAUACAUUGUGGGGUCGCCUUACACCUGGCUGUGUUCCCUCUCAGGGGAUGGGUAUCGUAAUAGACUUGAAGGAAAAGAAGAUCAUGAGUCUUUCUCCUCUUCCACCUCCCGCAUCACCGGGAUCUGUCAGCGGCGAGGAAUCCACAGCGUCAAGGAAGAGCCACAAGAGAAAAGCUUCUCGAGCGGCAUCGCCUGCAGAUUUGAGUCAUUUGGAUUCUCAACCCGACACACCCAUGAGUGUUGAGUCCGCGAAUUCUGAAGCCAGCAAACUCCGCCUCAAGAUAAAGAUUGCAGGUGAAGAAAGCGGUGCUGAAAGUGGAGGUGAGGUUCGAAUAAAACCAGAUCCCGAUGGAGGCGUUGCCGGGCACAAAAAACACAAGAAAAAGAAAAAGAAACACAAAAACAAAGAAGACCGGGAGAAAAGGAAACUAAGCACGAGUAGCAGUAACUAUGAUUCACCACUCAUGUUCGACACCAGUCUUACAUAGGUAUCAUUACUCGAAGACGAGGCUGUAAACGUAAUCUUGUCAAUACAAGGCCUGGAAACCAUGUGGUCUGUUCAAUUCUUGCCAAACAUUUCUGCCUUUAGGAGCUGCAACGAAACACAGCAGACUUUGGCAAAGGACACACCCUUCAAAAAAGAGAACAUUUUCAGAAAAACAGUUGAGAGCUAAAUUAUAAUUUAGGAAAUACUUGUAAACUGUUCUAUUAGGCAAGAUGGUUUGUGUGGAUUUUACAUCAAAUGUCUUAAAUAUGAAUGAGCCUUAAGUAACCACACAAAUCUCAAUGUAACAUAUUGACAGUUUGCCAUGAAGCCUGCGAACGCAGACGUAUUUCCGGUUGUCGCUUGUCUCCGCUGUUUAUGUAAUAGGCCUGUAAUCUGUACAUGAGUUGUUGCCUUAGAAAUUAAUCGUUAAAAUAUGUAAAGAAAAAAUAAAAUCAAAUACUGAUGAUAAUAAAGCACAAUCAAGCUCACCCUUGGGAACGUAGGGACGGUUAGUCGGGGCGAGACGAACUACGCAAA
Molecule: messenger RNA, 1518 nt
Organism: Orbicella faveolata
Lineage: Eukaryota; Metazoa; Cnidaria; Anthozoa; Scleractinia; Merulinidae
Product: transcription initiation factor TFIID subunit 2-like
Biological process (GO): transcription initiation at RNA polymerase II promoter
Cellular component (GO): transcription factor TFIID complex
Molecular function (GO): metallopeptidase activity; zinc ion binding; transcription cis-regulatory region binding
Source: RefSeq, a predicted model, not a curated record